Molecule: messenger RNA, 1708 nt
Organism: Tripterygium wilfordii
Lineage: Eukaryota; Viridiplantae; Streptophyta; Magnoliopsida; Celastrales; Celastraceae
Product: glutamate-1-semialdehyde 2,1-aminomutase 2, chloroplastic
Exons: 3
Coding region: 89-1501 (470 amino acids)
Biological process (GO): tetrapyrrole biosynthetic process
Cellular component (GO): chloroplast
Molecular function (GO): pyridoxal phosphate binding; transaminase activity; glutamate-1-semialdehyde 2,1-aminomutase activity
Source: RefSeq, a predicted model, not a curated record
UGAGUGUUCCUUUUUACCAUUUCUUAUCUGCUCCUCGACUCAAAGAAGACGAGCCAGAGGGAGAGGGCGAGAUACAGAGACAAGGAAAAUGGCGGCCACAGUUGGAGGGGUUGGCGUUGGGUUAGGGCUUUUAUGUUCUGCAAAGUCCUCCAACAGAGUCUCCUCUGCACGAUCAUCUCGCGUGAAGAUGGCAGUUACUGUUGAAGAGAAGAAGAAAUUCACUCUUAAGAAGUCUGAAGAAGCCUUCAAUGCUGCUAAGGAGCUGAUGCCUGGAGGUGUGAAUUCACCUGUCCGUGCUUUUAAAUCUGUUGGUGGACAACCUAUUGUCAUGGAUUCUGUCAAGGGCUCUCACAUGUGGGAUAUAGAUGGAAAUGAAUACAUCGACUAUGUUGGUUCUUGGGGACCAGCAAUAAUUGGCCAUGCAGAUGAUGAGGUACUUGCAGCCCUUGCUGAAACAAUGAAGAAAGGGACAAGUUUUGGUGCCCCGUGUCUUUUAGAGAAUACUCUUGCUGAGAUGGUGAUCUCUGCUGUUCCAAGCAUAGAAAUGGUACGGUUUGUUAACUCAGGAACGGAAGCAUGCAUGGGUGUGCUUCGCCUGGCUCGUGCCUUUACCGGGAGAGAGAGAAUCAUUAAAUUUGAAGGUUGUUACCAUGGUCAUGCCGAUCCAUUCCUUGUUAAGGCGGGUAGCGGUGUUGCCACACUUGGGCUUCCCGACUCUCCUGGUGUCCCAAAAGGAGCCACUUAUGAGACUCUUACAGCCCCUUACAAUGACAUCUCUGCUGUGGAAAAGAUUUUUGAGACUGAAAAGGGUGACAUUGCGGCAAUUAUUCUAGAACCUGUUGUUGGGAACUCUGGCUUCAUUGCUCCUAAAGCUGAAUUCCUUAAUGGCAUACGAAAGAUUACCAAAGAAAAUGGCGCCCUCCUCAUUUUUGAUGAGGUUAUGACCGGAUUCCGCAUAUCCUAUGGUGGAGCUCAGGAGUAUUUCGGCAUAACUCCUGAUUUGACAACACUUGGCAAGAUUAUUGGUGGUGGAUUACCUGUUGGUGCAUAUGGAGGAAGGAGGGAGAUCAUGGAGAUGGUGGCGCCUGCAGGACCGAUGUACCAGGCUGGUACGUUGAGUGGGAACCCAUUAGCAAUGACAGCAGGAAUACAUACUCUCAAGAGGUUGAAGGAGCCUGGAAGCUAUGAGUACUUGGAUAAAAUCACCAACGAACUCAUCCAAGGAAUCUUGGAUGCUGGCAAGAAGGCUGGGCAUGCCAUGUGCGGUGGGUAUAUACGUGGGAUGUUUGGGUUUUUCUUCACUGACGGGCCUGUUUACAACUUUGAGGAUGCAAAGAAGAGCGAUGCUGCAAAAUUUGCAAGAUUCUAUAGGGGAAUGCUGGAGGAAGGUGUAUACUUUGCACCUUCACAGUUCGAGGCUGGGUUUACUAGUUUGGCACAUACUUCUGAAGACAUCCAACAGACAAUAUCAGCAGCGGAGAAAGUCUUCCAGCGAAUUUAGCCCGCCUCCCUUUUUCCUUAUCGGUUGACAGUUUUUGCUUCUCUUUAUUUCAGGAUUGCACGUUUUGUAGAUGUAAUGUCUUGUAGCCAUGUAAUACCCAGAAUUCUUUUUCUUUUUUAAGACCCAGUGUAAUUUAUGAGUGUAUUAUUUGCUCUUUGAGCUUCUCUAUAGUUUGGGUGGUUAUCAUACUCUUAACACCGUCUUGAA